AGUGUUUGCGGCGCUUCCGGUCGUGACGUGUCUGCUCCCGCAGAGUGUGCGGGACGCUGCGCGGAGCGUCACAUGCUGCGUGAUCCAGAGUGAAAGGAUCCCGUCCGAGUGUUCCGGGCCGUUCGGGCUGCUCUGAGGACCGGAUAUGAUCCUGUGGCUGCUCGGAGCCGGGCUGCUGGGCCGGGCCGCCGGGUUCUACCUGCCGGGACUGGCUCCGGUCAGCUUCUGCGAGGGGGACCAGAGCCAGGUCCCGGACUGCAAGUCCACCAUCGAGCUGUUCGUCAACAGGCUGGACUCGGUGGAGUCGGUCCUGCCGUACGAAUACACGGCGUUUGACUUCUGCUCAGAAAAAUCCAGGAAGCGUCCCUCUGAGAACCUGGGCCAGGUUCUGUUUGGAGAGAGGAUCGAGCCCUCGCCGUACAAGUUUGACUUUAAGAAGCCGGCGGUGUGCCAGCCGGUCUGCACCAAGACCUACGACACCAGCAACCCGGCGGACAAGGCCAAGCUGGAAUUCCUCAAGAAGGGGAUGCUGCUCAACUACCAGCACCACUGGAUCGUGGACAACAUGCCGGUCACCUGGUGCUACGACGUGGAGGAGCGGCAGAAGUUCUGCAACCCCGGAUUCCCCAUCGGCUGCUUCGUCACCGAGGGAGGGAGGCAGAAGGACGCCUGCGUGGUCAACUCUAACUUCAACGAGAAGGAUGCCUUCUACAUCUUCAACCACGUGGACAUCACCAUCCACUACCACGUGGUGGAGCACGAGCAGCUGGGCGCUCGGCUGGUCGCCGCCAAGAUCGAACCCAAAAGCUAUGAAAACUCCAACAGCGACGGUCCGGACUGCUCCGGAGGACCCAAGUUUCUGAGCAACAAGCACACAGGAGCGUUCAAGAUCCCGUACACCUACUCCGUCAGCUUCGUGGAAGACAAGACCAUCCGCUGGGCGUCUCGCUGGGACUACAUCCUGGAGUCCAUGCCUCACACCAACAUCCAGUGGUUCAGCAUCAUGAACUCCCUGGUCAUCGUCCUCUUCCUGUCCGGCAUGGUGGCCAUGAUCCUGCUGAGGACGCUGCACAAAGACAUCGCCAGGUACAACCAGAUGGACUCUGUGGAGGAUGCUCAGGAGGAGUUCGGCUGGAAGCUGGUCCACGGAGACGUGUUCCGGCCUCCUAAGAAGGGGAUGCUGCUGUCCGUGUUUCUGGGCUCCGGAACUCAGAUCUUCAUCAUGACCUUCGUCACACUGUUCUUCGCCUGCCUCGGGUUCCUCUCUCCGGCCAACCGCGGAGCUCUGAUGACCUGCGCUGUGGUUCUCUGGGUUCUUCUGGGAACUCCUGCUGGAUACGUGGCUGCUCGCCUCUACAAGUCGUUCGGAGGAGAGAAGUGGAAGACCAACGUCCUGCUGACGUCCUUCCUGUGUCCGGGGGUGGUCUUUGCAGAUUUCUUCGUGAUGAACCUGAUCCUGUGGGGGGAGGGCUCCUCGGCAGCCAUGCCUUUCGGGACCCUGGUGGCCAUCCUGGCUCUGUGGUUCUGCAUCUCGGUUCCUCUCACCUUCAUCGGAGCCUACUUCGGCUUCAAGAAGACGGGUAUUGAGCACCCAGUCAGGACCAAUCAGAUCCCUCGCCAGAUCCCGGAGCAGUCGUUCUACACCAAGCCGUUCCCCGGGAUCGUCAUGGGGGGAAUUCUGCCGUUCGGCUGUAUUUUCAUUCAGCUGUUCUUCAUCCUGAACUCCAUCUGGUCCCACCAGAUGUACUACAUGUUUGGCUUCCUCUUCCUGGUCUUCAUCAUCCUCGUCAUCACCUGCUCUGAAGCCACCAUCCUGCUGUGUUACUUCCACCUGUGUGCUGAGGACUACCACUGGCAGUGGCGCUCCUUCCUGACCAGCGGCUUCACCGCCGUCUACUUCCUGGUCUACGCCAUCCACUACUUCUUCUCCAAGCUGCAGAUCGCGGGGCUGGCCAGCACCAUCCUGUACUUCGGCUACACCAUGAUCAUGGCGCUCAUCUUCUUCCUGUUCACCGGUACCAUCGGCUUCUUCGCCUGCUUCUGGUUUGUCACUAAGAUCUACAGCGUGGUGAAGGUGGACUGAGGCGUCCGGCGCUCCACAGACUCUGGUUCCCCCCGUCCCCCCCGGACACACCACGCUCUUCUUUUCUUUGUGUGCCUAAAGUGUGUGUGAGCAUGUGGACGGCGCCGUGGACUCGAGGACCCCGUUACACUGAGAGGUUUACGUUAGCUCCGCCCCCUGCGCUGCCUGACAGCUGAGCGUCUGGUGGAGCUCACCUGGUUCUGUUACAGCGGCGCUCCUCCGGAGAACCGUCAGCUUCAGGCUGGUAUUUAUUAUUUCCCACAGUUCGACCAUGUUAACCUGAAUCACUAACCCUCCUGUUCGAGGAAACCGACUGAAUGUAAACUGUGUGACGCUUUUCUACAUUUCAACUUCCUGUUUCUCCUCAUGUUUCCUUUAAAUACACUACGUCUGAAACCACUGA
Salarias fasciatus (jewelled blenny) is the source of this 2486-nucleotide messenger RNA. RefSeq names its product transmembrane 9 superfamily member 2 (gene tm9sf2). NCBI's taxonomy places the organism in Eukaryota, Metazoa, Chordata, Actinopteri, Blenniiformes, Blenniidae. Bases 146 to 2083 code for a protein of 645 amino acids. Gene Ontology annotation, biological process: protein localization to membrane. Gene Ontology annotation, cellular component: membrane. The record is from RefSeq and is a predicted model, not a curated record. The transcript has 17 exons.